GGGAAUAACGCCCGCAACUAAAUGUUGCGUGAAACUGUUAUUAUUACGUAAUUCCAAAAAAACAAAGUACAAAGUACUUCCCCAUAAUUCACCCCCCAAUCGUUCAUUAUCACCUCACCAGUUGGAAUCGCCCAAAAACAAAGAUAACUCAGUCGUUUCCAAUCGACAAUGGAAAUCGGCGUGAUUACACCGAAGGUUAUGCCGAACUAGCCAGAACACCGUAAAAGUCCACGACAAUUGCCUCUCCCCUAGGUUGAAAAAAAAACGACGCUAUGUGAAGCCCUGCAGAUGCUUCUCCCCCAAUCAAUGAGUAAACUCCAGUGUCACAGCGAGAAAACUGCAAAAUCAUUGAAACCCCAAGGACAAUAUCAAGGUUAAAAUUCUCCAAAAUUCAAUCAAACGUUUUGCCGGGCUACAGUGAAGCCCCCCCAUCCCCCUUCUCGACUUCCGCCGGAACAUAACCAAGUCCAUAACACCCAUUUGUGAUUUGUCAGUGUGUGCAGUGGUAAAUGAUCACGUGAUCGAAGUGAUCGACUUCAUCGCGUUCAGUGGCCACGAGGUUUUCUGUGGGUUGAAACAUUUGAUAAAAAAAAAAUUGUGUGUAUCUACGGUGAUUUAAUAGUCGUGGGUGUUUUUACAAAACAGUGUAUUCACCUUCAAUAAUUGAAUUAUUGUACAUUAGUGUGAAAAAUGCCAUCGAGCAAUCCAUUGCCACCAAAAGAGAAUGCAUUGUUUAAGCGAAUUUUGAAUAGUUCAUCAAACUUUGAGAGAGAGAGAUGCUUUUCAAUUCUUAACCUAAAUCAUUAGCCUUCAUACGUGAAUCUUAAUUCAAUGAUUGAUGCUUGAGGUUUGAACACUGGGUUAUCACCUUCAGACUGUUGUUGUGAUGAUUUUACAUGAGAUGCUACGAGCACAAACAGUACAAAAAUGGGUUGAAAUUUGCAAAGCAGAUUCUGUCAAAUCCAAAAUUCGCAGAGCAUGGGGAGACCCUGGCGAUGAAGGGACUCACCCUCAAUUGCUUAGGUAGAAAAGAGGAGGCUUAUGAUCAUGUACGCAGGGGCUUGAGAAAUGACCUACAGUCACACGUUUGUUGGCACGUCUACGGAUUGCUACAGAGAUCCGAUAAGAAAUACGAUGAGGCCAUCAAGUGUUAUCGUAAUGCACUCAAGUGGGAUAAGGAUAAUUUACAGAUCCUGAGGGAUUUGUCGUUGCUUCAAAUACAAAUGAGGGAUCUUGAUGGUUAUAAGGACACUAGAUACCAGUUAUUUAUGCUCCGACCGACCCAGAGAGCCUCGUGGAUCGGCUUCGCAAUAUCAUAUCACCUCCUGAAGGAUUACGAGACAGCCUUGAAGAUCCUGGACACGUUCCGUGACUCCCCAAUGAUCUGCUACGACUACGAGCACAGUGAGCUCCUACUGUACCAAAACCUGGUGAUCCAGGAGUCAGGUGACAGUGAAGCUGCUCUCAAGCAUUUGGACAAAUACAGCGAUCAAAUAUGUGACAAAAUCACUGUAAAGGAGACGUACGGAAAACUCCGUCUGGAGCUAGCCCAGUACGCUGAGGCUGUCCAGGUGUACAAGGAUCUUCUGACGAUAAAUCCGGAGAAUACGAGUUACUAUGCUAAACUGGCUGAAGCCGAGCAGCACGAGAAGCCCGAGGAUACCCUCGAGAUGCUCCAAAGAUACGAAGAACUGUUUCCACGUGCACUAGCACCAAGAAGACUGCAAUUAAACUACGCGAGUGGUGAACAAUUCAAGAAAUUAGUCGAUCAAUAUUUACGAAGGAGUUUGCACAAAGGUGUACCACCACUGUUUGUCAAUUUACGAUCACUGUACACGGAUCAGCAAAAAGUUGAUACAAUACAGUCACUCCUGCAGGAGUACAAAGCAGCAUUGAACAAACAUGGACACUUCAGUGACGCCGAGGAGGACAAUCCACGUGAACCGGCAUCAGCAUUACUGUGGACAUAUUACUAUCUUGCACAGCAUUAUGAUUACCUGGGUGAUCAUGAGAAAGCACUCUAUGACAUUGAUGCUGCAUUGUCACAUACACCCACUCUCAUUGAACUUUUUGUUACCAAAGGACGCAUUUACAAACACGCUGGCAAUGUACAGGAUGCAUACAAGUGGCUUGAUGAGGCUCAGGAGCUCGACACUGCCGAUCGGUAUAUCAAUUCCAAGUGUGCCAAGUACAUGCUGCGUGCUAAUUUAAUUAAGGAGGCCGAGGAAACGUGUGGGAAAUUUACCCGAGAGGGGGUACCACCUAUGGAGAAUCUUAAUGAAAUGCAGUGCAUGUGGAUACAGACUGAGGCUGCCAAUGCUUAUCAGAGAUUGGGAAAGUAUGGAGAUGCCUUGAAAAAAUGCCAUGAAGUUGACAGACAUUUUUCGGAGAUAAUCGAAGAUCAAUUUGACUUCCACACGUACUGCAUGAGGAAAAUGACACUUCGCUCGUACAUUGGCCUUCUGAGGUUAGAGGAUGUACUUCGUUCACAUCCAUUCUACUUCAAAGCUGCCAAAUGUGCAAUAGACGUUUACCUCCGACUCCACGACAAUCCUCUGCCCGACCCCACGCAGAUCCAGGAAAUCGACACCGAAAAUUUGGCGCCAUCGGAGCUGAAGAAAAUGAGGAACAAGCAGCGCAAACAACGCAGGAAGGCCGAGCUUGAGAGGCAGCAGGCAGCCCACGCCCAGGAGAAGAGGGAACAGCACAAUAAAUCCCGACAACAGGCCGAUCCUGACUUUGAGCAGCCAACGUUAGAUGAAUUGAUACCCGAGAAACUUGAGAGGGUUGAGGAUCCACUGGAGCAGGCGAUCAAGUUUCUGCAACCCCUGCAGAAUCUUGCCGCCGAUCGAAUAGAGACUCAUUUGAUGGCGUUUGAAAUCUACUAUCGCAAAGGUCGAACUCUUCUGAUGCUUCAAUCAAUAAAACGUGCGCAUCGCUUGGACUCCAGUAACCCCGACCUCCACUCCUGUCUGGUGCGUUUUCUCCGGCACACAGCUGCCUCCCCCCUCGAGGGUCCAGUAGCCGAAGUUGUGCAGCACCAAACCCGCGAGAUCUACCCCAAUUCUGAUGCAGUGCAAUUCAACAUCGAAUUCCUCCAGAAAAACAAGACCUCCCUUCCUCACCUCCUCCAAGGCGCCAGAAUGCUGUACCUCCUGGAUCCCACAUCUCAGUGGAAAGCUCUCUCACUCGCCACCGGCAUCGACGACCUCACUGGGGUCACUCUGCCAAUCUGCACGAGGGUGCUGGAAGCCCUUAGAGCCAAUGAUUUUGGCCCCUGUGAUGCAGCGAUAGACGACUACAUGAACAAGUGUCACAAACGUUUUCCCUAUGCAACUGCAUUCAGACCACCAGAGGCUAAGCCACCAGUUCAGCUUAAUGCAGCACUCAAUCGUCAGGACAAGGAGAACUCAAUUAAGAACUGAUCGUCCAUCACGAUUAAUCAACAAUAAUUAGCAAAAACCGAAUAAGAAUCAAGAUUAAAUAACUCAAACCACCGGAUGGAUGAAAUAAUUAACAAGAUUUUCUUCCCUCUGGACAAAAAUUAAAAUGUGCAUGAAACGUUUGUGGGGAUGAGCCUAGGGGUGCUCCACCUGCCUGAGGAAAGGGAGGAGGGGAAUUUAGAGCUGCUGGAUAAUGGAUUUUAAGUGCGGAUUAUAGUGAUCAUAUUGGAAUAGUGUCGAUAAUCGAACGAAGAAAGUUGAUGAAGAUAUGAUGAGGAACAAUCUUUAUGAAAUUAGACAACGCGGGGGGUCUUGGGGGUCGUUUAUGGAAUUUUUAAUGUAAUAGCAAGGACUUCAGGUAUGUUCACUUGAUAAGGUACGUGAUAAUGAUGCACUUGGGGAUAGGGGAGGGACGAGAAUGCUUGUGAGUGGACUUGAAGUGCGCAUUUGAAAGGUUUAAAUAAAAUGAAAAUUAUAAAUACAGUAUAAUGUAAGACUCUUACGUUUCAUACGCUCUGUCAUCAUUAAAGUGAAGUAUCAACCGAUUUAUUGAUAAAUAGUCCAUUAAUUAAGAGGGAGGGGGAGUGAAAAUUCAUCAACGAUUGCCUAGUACUGGGCACUCUACUGUGUAGAGUCACUGUGGAAUUUAUUUUAUCAUCGAUGUGUCCUUCAUCAGUCAUUAUGGACUUAAGAUUGUGUAAUUAAUUUUUGUGUCAUUAAAUGGAUGAGAAUGGUUUGUUCAUUUAUUAAAACUUCAUGGAGGUGAAAA
Molecule: messenger RNA, 4212 nt
Organism: Diachasmimorpha longicaudata
Lineage: Eukaryota; Metazoa; Arthropoda; Insecta; Hymenoptera; Braconidae
Gene: Naa15-16
Product: N-alpha-acetyltransferase 15, NatA auxiliary subunit
Exons: 8
Coding region: 897-3425 (842 amino acids)
Biological process (GO): N-terminal peptidyl-methionine acetylation
Cellular component (GO): cytoplasm; NatA complex
Molecular function (GO): protein binding
Source: RefSeq, a predicted model, not a curated record